GACAUUGGUCAGAAAGUCACGAGUACGGGCUGAGCCAGCAGCUGCCGUUGCAGUAUGGCCUCGGAGAGGGAUGUACGCGCACAGCUGCAGCGCGCCGGCCAGGAACAUCUCCUGCGCUUCUGUGCGGACCUGGCUCCGGAGGCUCGAGCCAGGCUGCUAGCAGAGCUCGCCUCGCUGGAGGCCGACGCGCUGCGUGAGCACUGCCAGCGCGCCUCAGCGGCAGGCGCGCUAGCCUCGGGUCCUCUGCCGGACCUGGCGGCACGCCUGCAGCCCCUGCCCCCAGAAUGCGUGGGCAGCGCGAUCCGCUGCGACCAACAGACACGCCUGCGGUGGGAAGAGGAAGGUUUCCGACAGAUUGCUCUGAACAAGGUAGCUGUCCUGCUGCUGGCCGGUGGGCAGGGCACUCGCCUGGGUGUCAGCUACCCCAAGGGCAUGUAUCAAGUUGGACUGCCCAGCCACAAGACCCUAUACCAACUGCAAGCAGAGCGGAUCCGGCGUGUCCAACAGUUGGCUGGCCAGCGACUGGGGACCCACUGCACCGUGCCCUGGUACAUCAUGACCAGUGAGUUUACACUGGGACCCACAAUCAAGUUCUUCAAGGAGCAUGACUUCUUCCACCUGGACCCCACCAAUGUGGUGCUGUUCGAGCAGCGCAUGCUACCUGCUGUGACCUUUGAGGGCAAGGCCAUUCUGGAACGGAAAGACAAAGUUGCCAUGGCCCCAGAUGGCAAUGGGGGCUUGUACUGUGCCCUGGCUGACCACCAGAUCCUGGAGGACAUGAAGCGGCGGGGUGUGGAGUUUGUGCAUGUGUACUGUGUAGACAACAUCUUGGUGCGGCUGGCUGACCCAGUCUUCAUUGGCUUCUGUGUGCUUCAGGGAGCAGACUGUGGUGCCAAGGUGGUGGAGAAAGCGUACCCUGAGGAGCCAGUGGGUGUGGUGUGCCAGGUGGAUGGUGUCCCCCAGGUGGUGGAAUACAGCGAGAUCAGCCCUGAGGUUGCUGGGCAGCGUGGGGCCAAUGGGGUCCUGCUGUACAACACAGGCAACAUCUGCAACCAUUUCUUCACCAGAGGCUUCCUGGACAUGGUCACCAGGGAGUUUGAGCCCUUGCUGAAGCUGCAUGUGGCCGUGAAGAAGGUCCCAUAUGUGGAUGAGGAGGGAAAUCUGGUAAAGCCGCUAAGACCGAAUGGGAUAAAGAUGGAGAAGUUUGUGUUUGAUGUGUUCCAGUUUGCUAAGAACUUUGUUGCCUUUGAAGUGUGUCGGGAGGAGGAGUUCUCCCCUCUGAAGAAUGCUGACACAGCCGACAGGGACAACCCCUCCACCUCCAGGCGAGCCUUGCUGGCUCAGCACUACCGCUGGGCUCUGCAGGCUGGAGCCCACUUCCUGGAUAUACAUGGGGUCCAGCUUCCGGAGCAGUCUGGCUUGCUCCCAAAUGGAGACCCUCCGGCCAUCUGUGAGAUAUCGCCCUUGGUGUCUUACUCUGGAGAGGGGUUGGAAAUGUACCUGCAAGGCCGGAAACUCCAGUCUCCAUUCAUUCUGGAUGAGGACCAAGCUGGGCUGCUGCAGCCACGGGACUGCUAACCUGCCUGCUCCCGGGUUCCCAGGCCAUGGGGUUCUAUAGGGUGGUGAUACUGUGAGGCGGUGAUGGGAGAGGUUCAGAGUGGACAUGUUAGCCUGCAGGACACCGAAGCAAGUGUGCUAGUUGACUUCAAAAGGUUGGGACCUCUUGGGUUCCCCACCACAGACUCUGGUUGGCUCUCUGUGUGUUUUUUGUUUGUUUUGUUUUUGCCUUCUUGCUGGCUCUGGGGCUGGGCUGAGAGGCAGGGGGUUGAGAACUUUGGGAAAUGGGACUAAAAGAGGCUUAUGGGUAGAGGGAGGGAGGUGUUGUCUAAGAAGGCAGCACAGGGGAUGCCCUUCUAGCAUCUCCCCACACCCCCAACAUACACACACAGGCCAGCCACAUGCUCAGCAGACAGUGAGCUGUGCCUUAUGGAGGUGUAGUUAAAAGACCUACUCCCAGGUAGCAGAACCAGAACUGGAGUAAGGCUGAGCAUGUCACCCCAUGGGCCAGACAGGACCAGUAGUUGAAGCCUGAUACCAAUGCCUGACUCAGUUGGAGAACUCCGAUUGGCAUAGCUGAGGUGAAAGGUGAAGUCUCCCUGCCUUUCUUAGACUUCUCCCACAGCCUGAGUCUCCCAGUCAUACCUGCAAAUGGGCCUGGCUGCUGUGUCCUGAGUAACUCUCUCCCAGAAGGAGAGGUUGCCUUCUGAAACUGAUUUUGACCCAGUCAGGAGCACACCUCAUCUUGGUAAGUUGCUUUCCCCAGAACUUAGAGUGAAUGCUCUGGGAUGGCGAUAUAGUUUCUGUGUAAAAUGGCUCUGCCACCCAGCCUUAUUCUGUCACUGACACAGCCGACAGCUGUUGAUUCAAUGCUAUUUUCCCAGGACACUGGCCCUUCCCCUGUAAUGUAAUAGUGGUCAGGAUAGGCAGCCUAUUCUGCAGUCCCCUACCCUCAGAUAUAUGGGCUCCUGCUCAUUCCCAUUUGCUUUCCCAGAGGAGGUCAGGGGAGGAGUGCAUUCACCUUUUGGUGUGGAAGCAGUGGAGACAGAUCUGGAAAAGAUGGUAGAAUCAGGCCCGCGGCUGCCAUUGUUGGACCAGUGUGUAGAAGUCAAGCUGAGCUUUUGCUGGGCUCUGUGGUCAUCUUGCAGUACACUUCAGAAGCAAAUGGUGUAUCUUGACACCUUCUCUUAUUGUUCCACAGGCAAGCCAGGGCCCCUGGGGCAGGAGAGAUCAAAGGGAUCGAGAUGAAAACCCCCUAGUCUCCUCUUGAGUAAGCAGUCAGUUGGGUGGAUUCUGGAAGGGACUAAAAAAAUUUCAAAGAAAUCUCCAUGUCCUUUGCCCAUUUCCUUGGUUAUUGUAUCUUACAUGAUUAUAAGGCUAUCAGACUUGGGGUGAUAGAGGUACGGUGUUUCAAGAUCUCAUGUGAAUUUAUUAGUGUAACCUGCAUUCAAUUGAAAUGAAUAAUUAUCCCCUCAGCAUGAUGUUGUCCUUUAGGCCACCUCUCCAUAGUCACACCCCCACCAUUCCUAGCCUAUAUUAUCCUGAAAAGACUACUGACUUAAGAGUGGACAUUUUUAUUUUCACAGGUUGGAAACUUGGAAUAAGCCCAGGCUGCAGGGGUUGGUGGGUAUGGUCUUGUGCAUCCCAGGCUGGCCUUGAGUUAGCUACACAGGCAAGGCUGACCUUGGACCUCUGAACCUCAUGACAAGGUGCUCUGUUUAUGGGGUGGUGGGGUUGAGUCCAGGGCUUCAUUUGCAUGGUAGGCCAGAGCUCCAGUCUCAGAUGCAGUUUCUCAUGACAUGCAGAGGUGGGAAUGGGCGGGUCCAGGGGACAGGACUUUGGAAACAGGAGGCUAAGAAACCCUUUAUGCUUCUACUCAGCUCUUCACCAGGGGUUCAGGGAAACCCAAGACAUAGGACACUCCAGGGGAAACUUUGUAGCAGACUCAUGGCUGGCACUCUCCUUUUUGAUAGGCCCCUAAUUUUUCAGUGGCUGUAGGAAGCAUCACUUGAGGGCUGGGACCAGUAUGUGUGGGAAGAUAGCCAGGAGGGCACUAAAUUUGACCUGAGGAGGAGGAGGAGGAGGAGAAGGAGGAGGAUAGCUGAGACCAAAAGGGUUUUCAAAUUCAGAAAAACCAAAGGCCAAUUAGGCUUGCCAUAAUGGGGUCCUUCAGGUACCCAGAGAUGCACAGCUAGAUUGCACACUGUAAAAGUGUAGCUGGAACCUGGUUGUGGAGGUACAACUUUUAAUCCCAGUCCUAGGGAGGCAGAGGCAGGCUGAUAUCUUGAGUUUGAGACCAACCUGGGAGUGCCAGGGCAAACAGAGCUACAUAGUGAGACCCUGUCUCAAAAACAAGCAAAAGCCAUGUAGUUAGUUGGACCUGGGGCAAACUCGAGGUAGGGCUCCCUACGCCAUAGUGCGGCUUUGCAAGGUUGAGCUUUGACUUGGAACCAUGUGUUAGUCUUAGAACAUAGAUCCCAAUCCAUGAGGCCUCAAACUUCCCUGUUACAUCCCUUACCUGCAGGGGUAGCAGGAGGGGCCUAACAGUGGCUUUAAGUUUACAGGGCUCUGGUCUAGCCAUAGUCACCUUAUGGGGAAUCAGGCUGGGCCUGUUCUGGCUUCCUCUGUGUAGAAGACAGCAGUCUUCAUACUGAACCUUCCAUGGAUUCACCCCAUUUCAUACAGUAGGAGCUGCUGUAUAUGUAUCUCGGUACCCAUCAAACGCAUCACCUGUCAGGAACCCAGCCCAGGAAAAUCAUCAGAGCUAAGAACCUUGCUUCCAUCUGGCCUGUUGUGUGGGCCUGAUCUCUGCAUCUGCUUCUCUUCUUCCAGCUCUGAAACCUGAAGCCUCUUUAACCUUUCUUAGGCAUUCUGUGACUCACAUCUUUGUAAACACAAAGUAUGUAAUCUGAGUUGCUGUUAGUAAUUAAGUCUGAAAUGUAAUAAAGGAAUCCAUGUUUGCUAGUGGUCAUGAUUA
Molecule: messenger RNA, 4534 nt
Organism: Mastomys coucha (southern multimammate mouse)
Lineage: Eukaryota; Metazoa; Chordata; Mammalia; Rodentia; Muridae
Gene: Uap1l1
Product: UDP-N-acetylglucosamine pyrophosphorylase 1 like 1
Exons: 9
Coding region: 55-1578 (507 amino acids)
Biological process (GO): UDP-N-acetylglucosamine biosynthetic process
Molecular function (GO): UDP-N-acetylglucosamine diphosphorylase activity
Source: RefSeq, a predicted model, not a curated record